Messenger RNA from Solanum stenotomum, 1481 nucleotides. RefSeq names its product putative clathrin assembly protein At1g25240. Bases 191 to 1387 code for a protein of 398 amino acids. Gene Ontology annotation, molecular function: 1-phosphatidylinositol binding; SNARE binding; phosphatidylinositol-4,5-bisphosphate binding. The record is from RefSeq and is a predicted model, not a curated record. Gene Ontology annotation, cellular component: clathrin-coated vesicle; clathrin-coated pit. Lineage: Eukaryota; Viridiplantae; Streptophyta; Magnoliopsida; Solanales; Solanaceae. Gene Ontology annotation, biological process: clathrin-dependent endocytosis; clathrin coat assembly; vesicle budding from membrane. The transcript has a single exon.
AUAACUUAUUUCAUGUGUGUUUCCCCUACCACCUAACUCUUUCUCUGGUCAUUUGUUCUUCUUUUUUGUUCCUAAUUCCUUAAACAAAUGCCAAUUUUUUUACUUGAAUAUCAAGAAAGAGAAAAAAGUAGGGGAAAAUCACAUACCUAAAAAAACCAAAAAAACACACCGAAUUUAAAUUUUACAAACAAUGAGGCUAUGGAGAAAAGCUUUUGGUUUAGUAAAAGAUCAUAAAAGCCUCUGGUUUGCUAGCCUCUCAAGACGAACAUCAUUUCGAAAUCCAGAAAUGGAAGCUGCUGUGAUUAAAGCUACGAGUCAUGAUGAAUUAACAAUCGACAUGAAAAAUGUUGAUCGCGUUUAUAAGUGGCUACGAUUAUCUCCUAGCCACUUAAAAUCUCUCAUUUGGUCCAUUUCUUUACGUAUGGAAAAAACAAAGAGUUGGGUUGUUGCAAUUAAAGGAUUAAUGCUCAUGCAUGGUGUCUAUAGUUCUAAAAUCCCAGCUAUCCAAAGGAUUGGGAGGCUACCAUUCGAUUUAUCAAAUUUCAAAGAUGGAUAUUCAGAUCCUUAUAAGAUAUGGGGAAUAAAUGAAUUUAUUCGCGCUUAUUUCACCUAUCUUGAUCAAAAAUCCUCCCUUCUUUUCAUGAAUUUGCAAGAAAGGAGGAACUUACAAAAUUUGGAACACGUCAAUGAUGAUAAUAAUAAUGUUGUUGUUAUCGUUGAAGGACAUUAUUCCAUGAUUCAAGAUCUUGUUCUACUACAAAAAUUGCAAUAUUUACUUGAUAUGUUGCUUGAAAUUAGGCCAUUAUGUGGUAAUGCUGUUGUACCUCUUGUUCUUGAAGCUAUGGAUUGUGUCAUGAUUGAAGUUUUCGACGUAUACAGCAGAAUUUGCAAUGGAAUUGCUAGAAUUCUGUUGCGGAUUUAUUCUGCUGGAAAAGUUGAAGCUAGCAUGGCACUUAGGAUUGUACAAAAAGCUACAAUACAAGGUGAAGAAUUAUCAGUAUAUUUCGAGUUAUGUCAAAGUAUAGGGGUGAAAAAUGCAGCAGAGUUUCCAACAAUUGAGCAAAUUCCUUAUGAAGAUAUUAAGGAACUCGAAGAAAUAAUCAAUGGAGUUUCUGAAAAAGAAUCGCGAAUUAUUCCAUAUCAACAUGAAGGUAAAGGUAUAGUUGUUGUACGUGAAAAAAAUGGUGAUCAGAAUAUCAAGAAUCUUGAAAAUGAGAGCAAGUUGAGGACAGUAAUUACUGAUAAUUGGGAGAAAUUUGAUGAAGAUUUGAUGCAAAAUGAUGGAGUGAAAAUUGCACCAUAUGCAAUUAAUCCUUUUGAAAUAUGUACAUAUAAUGUACCUAGUAAAAAAACUCCAGAGUUACCAGAUCUAAUUAGCUUCUUAUAGCAAAAUGGCUAUAUGUGAAAACAAUGGUUAUAUGUGAAAACAAUGGCUAUAUGUGAAAAUAGUGGUUAUAUGUGAAAACAAUGGCUAUAUCUGA